This is a messenger RNA of Acanthosepion pharaonis, 660 nucleotides long. Lineage: Eukaryota; Metazoa; Mollusca; Cephalopoda; Sepiida; Sepiidae. The record is from the annotation of a GenBank genome assembly.
AUGGGUUCCUUAUUGACUGAAAAAGAACACAUCGUUUCCUGUCAAAUUUUCAUCCUCUCUACAAUCUAUACGCCGAACAGAACCAGAACUCAGCAAACCAAACGAAGAAAUCCGACUUGCAAUUUUCUUAUCUUCCCCCAUUCUUUCGUUCGCUUUGGUCGGAGUUUUCCUCCAUUAUUAUUUGCGACCUGUGGACACUGCAAUGCGCAUGCGCAGACAGUGCUAGAGAACACAACGCCAUCACCUUUUCCGCCGUGUCAUCUAUCGUCAUUUACCACAGAGACGAACAAUCGAAAGUACCGGUGUUCGCUGAAAGAAAACCAACAGUUAUACUGGCGACAUUUUUUUUUUCGUUUUUGCGCUGAAGUUUUCUUUUCUUUUCUUUACAAUUCCGUCUUUUUUUCUGUUACAUGUUCAUAUUCUUUUUUAUUUUAUUUUUCCUUCUUUCUUUCUUUCUUUCCUUCUUUCUUUCUUUCUUUCUUUCUUUUACAUGUUCAUAUUCUUUUUUAUUUUAUUUUCCCUUCUUUCUUUCUUUCUUUCUUUCUUUCUUUUAUACUUUUGUCAUUUAAUAUUCCUGCUUUCAGAUUAGUUUGUUAUAUUUUCUUUCUUUCUUUCUUUCUUUCUUUCUUUCUUUCUUUUACACAUUUUCUCAUUUUUUAA